AUGGCAGCCAAGGUCAACUUGAAGGAGCCUAUGCUGAAGCGUGCAAACUCGCCACAGCCGGAAGGAUUCGGCCUUUUUUCUCAAGGGGCCAUGUUCCCGGACGCCGAUAAGAUGAAAGACAAGAUCCGUGCCACUCUCUUCGCCCCCGAGUACGACCCUGAGGCUAUCUACAAGACGACUGGCAGGUGCCAGGCAAUCGCGCGCGACGCAACCUUCAAGUCUAUCACGAUGAUGGUGAUUAUCGCGAACGCCUUGUGGAUUGGCAUCGACACGGAUUUGAACAGUGCAGAGCUUGAGAUUGAGUCCCCGGCAAUCUUCCAGAUCGUGGACAACGCCUUCUGCUUCUUCUUCACCUUUGAGAUCACUGUUCGCUACUUUGCCUUUCAGAACAGGAAGGAUGCCUUCAAGGACUUCAGUUUUUGCUUCGACUUGUGCUUGGUGGCUACCAUGAUUUGGGAGGUUUGGGUGACGACGCUCGUGGUGAUCUUGCUGAUGAGCGCCGACAAAGGUGGUGGCAACCUCUCCAUCCUCCGACUUUUCCGUCUCUUCCGCUUGGUCCGGAUCGCGCGAGUUGGAAGGCUCAUGAGCUCCUGUCGCGAGCUGGUGGUUUUGGUGAAGGGCAUCGGGAUGGGUCUCCGCUCUGUACUGUCUACACUGUUCCUCAUGAUGGUCGUGAUCUACAUUUUUGCGAUCAUCUUCACCCAGCUUUUCCGUGGCAGCCCUGAGGCUGAAGGCUGCUAUGACGGUGUGCUUCAGUCCAUGAACUGUUUGAUGUUGAACGUUGUCUUCCCUGAGCAGCAAGAGUUGAUGGCAAA
Molecule: messenger RNA, 815 nt
Organism: Symbiodinium pilosum
Lineage: Eukaryota; Dinophyceae; Suessiales; Symbiodiniaceae
Source: the annotation of a GenBank genome assembly